Sorex fumeus (smoky shrew) is the source of this 1485-nucleotide messenger RNA. RefSeq names its product steroid 21-hydroxylase. Gene Ontology annotation, biological process: hormone biosynthetic process; progesterone metabolic process. Bases 1 to 1485 code for a protein of 494 amino acids. Gene Ontology annotation, molecular function: steroid 17-alpha-monooxygenase activity; iron ion binding; heme binding. NCBI's taxonomy places the organism in Eukaryota, Metazoa, Chordata, Mammalia, Eulipotyphla, Soricidae. The transcript is spliced from 10 exons. The record is from RefSeq and is a predicted model, not a curated record.
AUGCUGCUCCUGGGACUGUUUCUGCUGCUGCUCCUGCUCACCAGCACCCGCCUGCUGUGGAGCCGCGGGGAGCCCUGCAAGCUGCACCUCCCACCUCUGGCCCCUGGCCUCUUGCAUCUGCUGCAGCCUGACCACCCCAUCUACCUGCUCGGCCUGGCUCAGAAGCUCGGACCUAUCUACAGAAUCCGCUUGGGGCUACAGGAGGUGGUGGUGCUAAACUCGAAGAGGACCAUUGAGGAGGCCAUGGUCACCAAGGCGGUGGACUUUGCCGGCAGACCCCAUGCAGCAUCCUACAAGUUGUUCUUUGGGGACCAUCAAGACAUCUCUCUGGGAGACUAUACCCAACUCUGGAAGGCCCACAAACGGCUCACCCGCGCUGCCCUGCUGCACGGCAUGCACAACUUCCUGGAGCCUUGGAUGGAGAAGGUGACCCGGGAGUUCUGUGAGGGCCUGAGAGCCCAGGCCGGCACCCUCGUGGACAUCCAGAAGGAAUUCUCCCUGUUCACCUGCAGGAUCAUCACUUACCUCAGCUUCACAGAAAAGGAGGACACGUUAGUCCAGGUUUUUCACAACAACAUCCUGGACUUACUGUCUGCCUGGGAACACUGGUCCACCCAGAUUUUGGACAUCUUUCCUUUUUUCAGGUUCUUCCCCAUGCCGGGCCACAGGAAGCUGAAGCAGGCUCUGGAGAAGAGAGGCAGCUUGUUAGAGAAGCAGCUGCAGCAGCACAAGGAGAGCAUGGUGGCAGGCCGGCCGAGGGACAUGACUGACUACAUGCUCCAGGAGGUCAGCAGGCAGCAGGGGGGACGGGACCUGCAGCUCUGUGAAAGGCAUGUGGAGAUGGCGGUGCUGGACCUGAUAAUCGGUGGCUUGAAGACCACGUCGAGCACCCUCUCCUGGGUUGUCCUGUUCUUGCUUCAUCACCCGGAGCUUCAGGAGCGACUGCAGGAGGAGCUGGAUGCACAGCUGGAGCCUGGAGUCUCCGACUGCCCCUUCCAGUACAGAGACCGCGGGCGGCUGCCCUUGCUCAACGCCACCAUCUCGGAGGUGAUGCGCCUGCGGCCGGUGGUACCCCUGGGCCUGCCUCACCGCACCAUGCGGCCCACCAGCAUCCUGGGCUACGACAUCCCCCGGGACACGGUGGUCAUUCCCAACUUGCAAGGCGCCCUGCUGGACCCCACAAUCUGGGAGCAGCCGCGCAUGUUCCGGCCAGACCGCUUCUUGGACCCUGCCGGCAGCACCAGCGUCAACUCACUGGUCUUUGGCUGCGGGCCCCGCUCCUGCCUGGGGGAGCCGCUGGCCCGCGUGGAGAUCUUCCAGGUGCUGGUGCAUCUGCUGCAGGCCUUCACGCUGCUGCCGCCAGAGGGCGCCCUGCCCUCGCUGGAGCCCGAGCCCUACUCGGUGCACAACCUCAAGGUCCAGCCUUUCCAGGUGCGGCUGCAGCAGCGCAGGCCGGGCACCUCCGCGCUGGGUCAGCGCCAGUGA